Molecule: messenger RNA, 14474 nt
Organism: Apis mellifera (honey bee)
Lineage: Eukaryota; Metazoa; Arthropoda; Insecta; Hymenoptera; Apidae
Gene: hiw
Product: E3 ubiquitin-protein ligase MYCBP2
Exons: 54
Coding region: 338-14323 (4661 amino acids)
Cellular component (GO): nucleus
Source: RefSeq, a predicted model, not a curated record
GAUAAUCUGCUUUAAAACGAUAAUGUAUAUCGAAGAAUCGAAAUCGCAAAGUAGUCGCGGUACGUCUGGUACUUUCAAGACGAAUUUCUUAACAUACAUCAAAAACGAAUUUUUGAUCAUUUUCAAAUAUUAUAUAAAAAAAAAAACCGUUAUUAUUUGAUAUAUAUGAAUUUAGAAUUAUUGAUCGAAUAAAUAAUUAUUUUGAUAGAAAUUGUCGAAUAACACUUUUUAAUAAACCGUGCGAUGCAAUCACAUGGGGAAGGCGAAAGAAUGUCAACGAUCAAUAGUAUUACGAAAAUGAAUUGGUGAUUCGUAUGUUGAAAAUUUUGUGCACAACAUGGUGUCUGGAGAUCACGAAAGAUUGCUGCCGGAACCGGAAAAUUAUGUGAAAUGUUUUUAUGACCUUUUCAAAAGUAUCGCAGAAGCACAGAGAAAUAAAGAAGAAUGGAGAAAAUGUAAGAAAAAUAAAUCUAUUCGAAAGAGGGAUAAGAGAAAGAUUGAUUUGAGUGGAGAUUUAAAUUAUAAUAAUCCACCAGAGAUAGAAUUAUCUUGCAAUGCUUCUGCAUUUGCUGUAUUUGCUAGUGUUAGGAGUGCUAUUUUGGAGAGGCAUACUAGAACAUCAAAUGAAGUUUAUAGAGUAUCAAAUUGUAAUUCUCCACCAUCACCGGAACAUAGUGAAACUAUCGAUACUGAAAGUGAUGAUGAAGAUAGAAUAUCAACUAUACAGAGCUUACCAAAGAUUGUAGGUAUUGGUUUACGAAGCGUUUUCACAUUGAUGAGAGAAAGUAGAACAAUUGAACCUGCUUUGUGUACAAAAGCGUUAUCAGCUUUAUUGGAUGUAUUACAAGGACAACUUCCUGAAGGCCUGAAAUCUGAACCAGAUGAUGUUAUUGAUCCACUUUUUGAUCUAUUAUUGGAUCUUGCAACUUCACAUGGGCCAGAAUCAGCAGCUGCUAAUGAUGGAAGUCAUUUAACUGCAGUUGCUUGUGCAUGUUUAUUAAGUCUUGUGGUUGUUAGAGGUGAUACUGGUCGUUUGUUAGCAGCAAUAGCAGCUUUACUUAUGUGUCCAAGAGUAUUAGCAAUUCAAAAUAUUCAGAUGCCAUGUGUAUUGACAUCUUUGCAAAGAAGUGUACAAGCUGUUUUACUUGGAAAACUUGCACGGCCAGACUGGAUUACAUAUGGAGUUCCUAAAUGUGCUAAGAUUUAUACGCUUAAGUUACCAAAUGAGAUAAAUAAUAUAAUACUAAAUGGGCGAAGUUUUGUGAGUGAUGGAAAGUACCUGUAUCUACAUACAAGUAGAGGAUUAUUGAAAAUUGGCAGUGGUCAUGGUGGAACUAUUUGGGGUCAUAUGUAUAUUCAGAAGGCGGACUUUUAUCCAACGGAAACGGGUUGGCUUGGUUAUGCAAAUAACACGCUGUAUUUUAAAUAUACACCUAGAAAACAGAGCGAGUUAUUAAUUAUAGAUGCGGAAACUCUUACAGUUACGGAAAUUGCUGUUUUAGAAGGUCGUGAUUGGUCAUCCUCCGUUAUGUUUUCUGAUGGUGAAUGUUUAGGAAUGAUAACUGCAGGAAAAGAUGAUGGUUUUGUAGUCAGAACAAUAAAUACGUUAAGUAAUCCAGUAACAGUUGCAUCAGAAUUACCAUUAAAAUUAGCAAGAAAAUGUGUAGAUGUUUUCGGGUAUGCUACUUUCGAUGAAGAACAAAGCACUCAUACAUUAAAUCCAGGCUGUGAUGAUGAAAUUGCUACAGUUAUUGCAGGAAAAGAAUUUGCGUUGUUAAAAACCGUAUCGGGAAAAGUUCUAUAUAGCGGAAAAGGAACUUCUCUUGGUAUGAAAAAUAACACAAGGCCUAAUAGAUGGAUGGAAUUAACGCUUGGAAAAGGUCCAAGACUUAUAAAUUUUGCAGCUGGUCAUGAUGGUCAACAUGUUGUAAUGGUAAUGGAUGAUGGUUCGGUUUUAUUUGCUGGUACUGCUAGACGUGGAGAAGAUGGUGAUAAUAAUAAAGUUAGGCGACAACCUAAACCAGUCAAACCAAAAAAAAUAGCAAAAGUAGAAGGGCAAUAUAUUGUGGAUGCUGCUUGUAAUAAUGGAUCAACAGCAUUAGUUACAAAAGAAGGUUCUUUGCUGAUGUUCGGCAAAGAUACGUUGCAUAGCGAUCCGGUUUCGGGGAUAAUUAACGAUCUUAGAGAUGUUUGCGUUGUUCAUGUUUCAUUAGGUAAAGCUCACGCUGCAGCAUUAACUAAUAAAGGACAUUUGUACACAUUUGGAAUUAAUAAUAAAGGACAAUGUGGAAGAGAUUUUACUACAGUUCAUAGCACUAUAAAUAAAGAUACCUCCUCUGUUGCUGUAGAAAUGGGUACAGCAGAAGAUGAACUUUUAGUAACUGAAGAAGAUGGUAUGGAAUCCACCGAAGAUUGGGAAGAAACAAAAGGUAUGUGUCCGCCUGGAUUACAUCAAUGGAGGCAUCGUGUUUGUAUGGUUUGCACAGUAUGCCGAGAAUGUACUGGAUAUAGCAUAUCAUGUUUAAGUAGUAUACGCCCAGAUCGAAAUCCAGGCCAGGAAUGUGGAUGUGGUGAAGGUGAUAGUGGAUGCGCAGAAUGUGGAUGUUGUCGUACUUGUGCAAGAAAAAGUUGCACUAAUGGUAGAUCAAGUUCAAAUUUUCGAGAAUAUUUACAAAGAUGCUUGGGAGAAAUAAAACAAAAGCAGAGAACGAAGGCAGGUCCGAGUACUGCAAAAUAUGGAAUGAAGUUGAAAGGUCCGAAUAAUCAAAGAUUGGCUGGUCCAAGUGUGAUCCAAAAAAUUGCUGGAAAAAUGGCAUUAGGAUUAGGUACUAAUUUAAUGAACGAGGAAGGUAUUGGCGGGAGUGAUAUUGAACGAGGUGAUGCUGCAAGAAUUGCUAGUAUACCACCAGCUAGAGUUCCUAUACCUAAUGAAAGUCCCGUGGUUCAAGUAUCAUGUGGUUUACAUCAUACAGUGGUACUCUUACAAAAUGGAGAAGUUUAUACAUUUGGAAGCAAUAUAUAUGGUCAGUUAGGUGUAGGAGAUUUGAUAGCACAUGUUGGACCAGUACAUGUUAAAUUACCAGGAAUUGCAACGCAAGUUGCUGCUGGAAGUAAUCAUACGGUUGUACUUACAUCAAAGGGGGAAGUGGUUACAUUUGGAGCUUAUCAAAAAGGGCAAUUGGGGAUAAAUUGGUGGAAUGGACAAAAUGAACUUUCAAAUUCUUCCUCUCAAAUUAAUCGUCGUUCCGAUAGAACACAGCCACGCCAUUGUUUCCCAACUGUAGUUCCAAAUAUUGGUCCACAAUGGGGCAGACGAGCAACAUGGGUUGGUGCAAGCGGAGAUCAAACUUAUGUCAAAAUUGAUGAAAUAAAUUCUAUUAGUUUAACACGGAGUACUGUUAUGGCAAAUAAAAAUUGCAUAAUUUUAAUUCCGCAUCAAACUGAUCAUGCAAAUUCCUUCAAAUGUUUAGUUAUAAGCAAAAGAGAUGGUACAUGUAAUAGUUAUAGCGGAACUGAUCAAGUUGAUUUCAAUAAUUGCGCUACAUGUUUAGAUCCUUUAUAUAACGUGAUUUGGACUUUUAAUCCUAUAAAUAGCGAAAUAAGUUUAUACAAUAUUAUAUCAACGGAAGUUAGAACAAUUCCUGGACUGGAAGUUUCCAUUUUGAGUCCAGGUUUAGCUUUACCUGUAGUAUCGAAUUGUUUCGUAACACGUUCUCAGGCUGCAAUGCAUUUAUUGGGUUGUUUAGACACCCUUACACAAGCACAAGAUGAAAAUUUCUCUAUAAUAGAAGAAAAUGAAUGUAACCAAUCAACACACGGAAAAGUUUAUAGUCGUGAAGAUUUUGUUACCGUCAAUAGAUUUGAAAGCCAUGGUGGUGGUUGGGGAUAUUCUGCACAUUCAAUCGAAGCUAUUAGAUUUAUGCCUGAUACUGAUAUUUUACUGGGUGGAUAUGGAUUGUUUGGAGGUCGAGGAGAAUAUACGGCAAAAAUAAAACUCUUUGAUAUUGGAAUGGAUGGAGGGGAUCAAGAAAAUGAUGGCGAGCUUUUGGCAGAAUCUGAAGAAAUACCGUACGAGUGUGGACCGCGGCAAAAAUAUUCAAUUUUAUUUUACGAACCAAUUCCUUUGCAAGCAAACAGAUGGUACGUUGCAUGGGCUAAAGUCAGUGGUCCAUCUAGUGAUUGUGGAUCUGGCGGUCAAGGAAUGGUCACAGCGGAAGAUCAAGUUAUGUUUUAUUUUAAAUCUUCGAAAAGAUCUAAUAAUGGAACCGAUGUAAAUGCUGGACAAAUUCCACAAUUAUUGUAUCGUAUCGUAACACCCGAAAAUCAAACUCCUAAUAGGCAAAGGGAUCGCAUCGAGCCAGUUUAUGUGUUAAAAAGAGAUUUCAGCAGAACGGUUACUAAAGAAUGUUUUCAAUCAUUAAUAUCUCUCCUUCAAUGGAGUUGGAAUACAUUAAAAGCAGCGUUAAGUGAUAUCAUGGUUCAUAGCACUUCUUCUCACGCGCUUGAAGUGGAGCGUUUAGUUUACAUUAGUAAAGCUAGUUUACGAUUACUUAGAAUCUACACCAAUGAAAUUUAUCCAAAUCAAGCGGGGAAGAAAACUCCAGCUGAAUCGGUUCGAUUAGCAGAGUGCAUAGGGGAGGUACGCGCAUUAUUACAUCAAAUUUUGUCCGAUACUGUACCAUUAAAUGCGAAAAGCAAAGGAAAAACGCGAUUAAACAAAACUCCUAGUGCCAUAAAUAAUAAUAAAAUGACAAAUAGCAUAUUAGAGGAAUGCCACAGAACAUUUGUAGCUUGUUAUCAUGUAUUUUAUCCAACAGCGUAUUUGAAAUGGGUGUGUUUAUGCGAGCUGCUAUCAGAAAUCGACAGAGAACAAGGACGAUCUACGAAGGAUCGAUUGUUAUCUGCCAUUUUAGCCGCUCUAUGCAAUCCUAUUAUUCGUCUUCGAUGUAUAUUUCCAAUUUUAAAUAAUGUGAUGGAUAGUAGCGAUAGUAUAAAACGGCAACUCAGUCCAUCCGACAAUACCGGCUUGUUAAUGAUAAAUUCAACGGAAAGUCAUCAAUAUCCAAUCUUAGUCGAGCAAAUUAGUUAUAAAUCUCAAAUAGAAAGUUCCGGGAAAGAGACUUUAAACUGGUCAUUUCGCGAUGUCCUCGAUAGACUGUUAGAUUUGAUUCUAGUCCCUGUAAAGAAAAGUCUUUGUAGAAAGAAGACUCAAUCACUGCCAGAGUUGGUACUUCAUUGUUGUUAUUUAUUAGCGCGAGUGAUCGCCGAAUUGGCGGCACAGUCUAGCGGGAACGAGGACGAACUUCAAGCCGCGUGCGGCAGAAUUAUGUACACCACACCUUCGAGAUUUACUCGUGUAAAUCAAACAAGGUCGUGGAAUACCGGUAACGGGUCUCCAGAUGCGAUUUGUUUUUCGGUCGACAGACCUGGUAUCGCCAUCGCGGGUGUGGGUAUUUACGGAGGUGUUGGAAUGUAUGACUACGAGUUGGAAUUACUCGACGAUCAAAAUAAUACGGGUAAUGAUCCAUCCCAUACUCAACGUUGGAGUAGUUUGGAUUUUACGCGUGGCACUUUCGGGCCGGAUGAUUGCGUUAACGAUAUAGUAGAAUUAAAAUUUGAUAAACCUGUGCCUAUUAAGGAAAAUAUGAAGUACGCUAUUAGACUGAGAAAUCGAGGAGGACGUACAAGUAACGGCGAUGUUGGUUUGAGUGUCGUUAAAGGACCCGAUGGAACCACGUUCACCUUUACAGCUUGCUCUUUAAGCUUUAACGGUACAACACAGACCAGAGGACAAAUACCUCAUAUCCUUUAUUACUCGAAUCCUCAAGACUCGGACGGUCAACAAACGAGCAAAGCAAUGGCUGAAGUACAGGCAAGAAAAUGUGCCCUUGCCAUGACAGCUACGAUUAUUCAAAGAUCGAACGAAAUUUUCGCAUUGGCGAGGGAAAGAGCGGAAGAGGUAGUAGCGACGGAAGUUCUUGGCAACGCGACAUUCGUGACAACACUUUUACCAUUGGUUAUGGCACACAUUAGCCCUUUGGCUACGUCGGAUCCGAGAAGCGGUGUUCAAAUUCUUACUUUGAUACAAGAAAUGUUACCUCACGUCGCGGCACUUAAUUUAUUAUCCACAAUGGGAUCGUCUGAAAUAUCUCAGGACAACGAGGUCCAGCCCCACAUACCUACGCCAAUAACCACCAGUCACCACUACACUUGGUUGGAAAGCGAUCAUCCUUAUAAACCUGCUACAGUGUCUCAUUACAGAGUCACGUUUCCAGAAACCGUAAAAUGGUUAACCAUAGAAUUUACGCCAGAAUGUGGCACGGCUCAACCAGAAGAUUAUUUACAAUUGUACAUACCAAAUAUAAUUUCUCUUACCGGUGCAAUAACAGAAGAUAUACCCUUACAUUGGCCCGUGUUGCAUAAAUUGAGCAAUAUACCGAAUCAAUGGCCUCAAAAUGCGAUCGUAUUACCAGGAAACGAAGUCAUGUUUUCCUUGGAAACUGCUUCCGAUUAUAUGAGAAACGAUAGAGCGAUUACGUAUGGGUUUAAAUGUCUAGUUAUCGGAUACGAUUGGAUAACAUCUGGAAACGGCUUAAAAAACCUAGAAAUUGAAUUAUCGUUUCUCGGAGGUGCCUGCGCUGCAAGCCUCAUGAAGAGAAAUCUUGCGCUACCACCUGUGUCUAACGAGGAAGUGGAAGAGGAUUUGGAGCUGAUGCAAGAAACUGCAAAGAGGAUUUUUUCCGUACAUUCGACCUUACUUGGACGAGGAUUCGCUCUAGCUUCACCCCCUACAGUUUCCCAGGCCCUCGAUGGCGUUCUUCCGUUCAGUGGUCACUCGAACGAACGGCUGUUUCUCCGAGACUUCGUAUCUUGCACGGCUGGCAGCAGCGGGGGUCGUUUGGCAAGAUGGUUACAGCCGGACAGUUUCGUAGAUCCCUCGAAAUGCGAGGCGCUUUACUCGAAGGACGACAUGAAGUGCGGAUGCCCGGCCAUCGUCACUGUACACACCAGAGAUCAGUACGGGGAUAUCGUUCAUGUACCUAAUUUAAAGGUGGAAGUGAAGGCAGUUCCUAUAGAGAAAAAAGACUUGGGAGAUUCGGAACGAGUUUCUCAACCGGACCCGUUGACGUUCGGCGGCCAUCCCCAGCCGCCGUUGGACGUGCCGUACGAGGUCACGAUCAACAACAAGACGUGCUUCUACGCGAUUACGAUCAUGAAGGCUUAUCAAAACUAUUCGUUCGAGGAGUUGAGGUUUAUGUCACCGGCUAUAAAAAGAACGAGCGAGAGCAUGCUGGUCAGGCCGAACGACGAUGGAAGCUACAGCGCUGCCUGGACACCGUCAUCCGUCGGAUGGUAUUCACUCGUCAUCACCAUAGACGGAUACGACAUGGAAGAUAAAUACAAGGUCGAGGUGAAGGAAUCGCCGCAAGGUAUGCAACCGCCCACCCAAAACGUUGUGAAGAAACCGCAACAUCAGCCGAGCAGGCUUAGAAAGUUCGUGGCGAAGAACAGCGCUGGGCUGAGGAUAAGGGCGCACCCGUCCCUUCAAAGCGAGCAAAUCGGCAUCGUUUUGGUCAACGAUACCAUAGCGUUCAUAGACGAGAUUCACAACGACGACGGCGUUUGGCUACGACUGAACGCGGAAACGAUCAAGGAGUAUUGCAGCAGCAGCCACCUGGAAGCCUGGUGUUUGCAGUACAAUCAACAUUUGGGGAAAACGUUGCUCCUCCCCGUGGAGGAACCCAAGUCGAUCUUGGAUCAAGUGAUCAAGGAGACGAUAUUACGGAAGAGGCCGGAGAUAGUUGACGAUAAAAGGAAGACGGUCACGUUCGACGGUGGUAGAAACAUGGUGGUCGUGAAGUGCGGCGCUUCCGGCCACAAUAUUAGAAGUAGGCCGGGAUUGAAUGCGGCACCGGUUGGCAAAUUAGCGCUCGGAAACACGGUCACCAUUCAAGAAUACUUCGUGAACGGCGAGGGGACGUGGGUACGCAUGGACGACGAAUCGAUGGCCAAGUACUGUUUCCGGAAAGGCCGGGUGGCCGAGGGCGAGGCUUGGUCCCUGGCCGUGAGCAAGCACGGGGUCACCUACAUGAAGAUCGAGCAAGACUUGGAGAACGAGCCGAUGGAAAGGAAAACGGCCGCCCCGGAUCCGUCCCUCUCCUCGCCCAAUCACCACCACAAAGGUUUCGAUUUUUCCGCGCCUUCCGUGAGUCACGAGGGCUUCAAUUUCACCGCUCAAAAUUUAACACCAGGUACAGCAGACUGUGGAGAGGGUAGUAAUACAAAUCCAUACGUUUUCGGUUCGUACAACCAACACGAUUCACCAUCAGGAAGCGACAGAUUCACCCCGGAGAAGGCCGACGUCUCGCCCAAGUUCUCCAAGGCCUACUCGAAAGAGAGGGUGGUGAAGGAGAGGGAGAGAGAGGGGGGCGGCGGGAAAUUGAGCGUUCUGCAAAAGUGGUUGAGAGGCGACGACAAGUGUCACGGGGAGAAAAGAAGUUCGCCCGGCAAUUUUGCCAUUUGCAGAGAUUUCUCGGAAUUCGUCGGCGUGUCCGUGAAGGAAUUGGUGAAGGCGAUCGGGGAGAGCCGGGCAAACGGUAACGGGCCCACGCCACCGGAGACACCGAGAAGAUUGUCGAGAAGUUCGUCGCCGAAGAAUCCCCAAGGUGGGUCACCAAGAUUUCACAGCCCGUCCUCUAGCCCGGUUCCGAUACCCGCUGGGUCCAGUCGGCAGCCAGUUGGUUCUGGUAAUUGCCUCUUCCCUCCUGCUGCUCAUGCACCAGGUGGGAGAAGUUUGAUAGGAGGGGGAGAUAGUAUCAGCAGCAGCCCUGUGCUCUGUGGCUCCCCCCGAAGUGUCGGCCUCUCCCCAUUAGUCUCCGGUGGGAUGAUAGACAGCGAGAGGUCGCAGCGACGGGGAUCGACGCAAAGCGACACAAGUGCCUUGGUCAGUAGUCUAACUAGGGACCCUUCGCAAUCUCCAAGUGCCGUCAGCACGACUGCCAAUACCCGCGACCUCUCUCCAAGCCCAAGCUGCAGCUCUUUGCACAUGAGAUCCGAGGGCAGUAUAGCCAGUCCACCCGAUACGCCGAAGCAAGAAGUCGUCGGGGAUUCGCAAGAGAGUCCGAAGAGGGUUUCGCAGGCGCAAACGCAAACGAGUCCGGACAGCGCGACCACGGCGAUGAAGGGACACUUCAACAUCGGCUCGACGGGGCCGAAAGACGGGGCCAAGUUGGGCAGAAGGGAUCACGCGAAAAUAGCGAAGACUAGAACGAAACGCACCAUGUCCCCGACCAACAGCCAGCAAACGACGAACACGAAUCGAGCGUUGAAUCUGAACAAGGACAAGGUGAAGGAAGCAAUCAGCCCGUCGGUGGCCGAGUGCUUGAGAGCCGUGUUCGCGGCAUUCCUCUGGCACGAAGGAAUCGUGCACGACGCGAUGGCUUGCGCCAGCUUCCUCAAGUUUCAUCCCAGCUUGCCGAAGCAGGGCGCGCUCGUGGUCACGAGGCAGGCGGUGAUACAGACGGCGGACAAACAGAGGCAGCAGGAGCAGAAAGCGCGGCAGAGGCACUCGGUCGAGGUGAUCAACGCCGGCAAUUACUUGUACAUACAGCCGAGCACGGUCGAGGCUCUGACGCGGUCCGCGGCGAACGCCAACGCGAACAGGAACAGGAAGAAGCAAAAAACAGUGAUAAAGGAGGAGGUGCAGGAGAACGCGAAAUUGGACUCUCUGCCGGAAUUUCAAACGGUCGCCGUACUACCGCCGGCCCUCAAGAGUCUCGUAUUCUUGUGGGAGGAACUGAGCAGCAACUGUCUUCAAACGAUAGAGCAGCGAUCCGUGUUGCCCAGCCCGAUCUCCCAGAUACAGACGAUGAAGUUGGGGAAACGGCCGGAGAAGCGGCCGCGGGAGGACAAAGCGAAGGAGCGCGAGAAGAAGAACAGUAGAAAGAAGAAGGAGUGGAAACCGGUCGGUAGAGGGAACGGGAGCGAGGUGUUGGGAGGGAUAGAGCGUGAGACGAUCUGCGAGUUGUGCGGUAUGAUGUUUCCGCAUCCAGUGACAUAUCAUAUGAAAAUGAUGCAUCCUGGCUGCGGAUGGCACGCAGGUGGGAAAGGGUAUAACAGCGGGGGGAAUUAUUGCAUUGGUUGGGCGGGGAAUUGCGGGGAUGGCGGUAUCGGUGGAAGUUCGUGGUACCUUAUCUGCGACACGUGUCGCGAUAAGUAUUUGCGGGCGCGGAAAUUGAAGCUCGCGAAAAAGUUCUUGACAGGAAUGACGAAGAAGAAGAAUAACGCCUCUGCCAAAGUUGUGUCACCAGUUAGUAGCCCCAGCGGGAACGAAACGCACAUAAUUAUGAAGAACAAUGCUAUGUUUCUCUUAGACUUGGCUAGCGCGUCCGGAUUGAAUAUCCCGAAACAGCAGAGGCGACCCUCCCAAACAUUGUCGUCCGUGGCAGAAAAUUACAGUCCGCCGGAAGCAGCUGGACCGUUUCCACCGACUGGCCCGUUCCAGUGUUUGCAAGCAUUGGGAGUCCAUCAUUCGCAAAGCCACGACGAGAGAUAUUACGAGGAGACGUUAAGGCGUCAAAACGGACAUCAAAAUGCGUACGAGGGCAAUGUGAUGGCCAACACUACGAACGGAAGGCCUUUGUCGGAAUGCCCUAUGAGCGAUAGCGACGGGGAAGGUGGUAAAGGUCGUGGGAUAUUUCAUAGAUCGGUAUCGAUGUCCACUGGCGCCCCAUGGACCAGGAAUUCGAACGAUGGUAGAGUCGUCAUGAUGAGAAAACGAAACAAUAGUAGCAGCGAAAUGAACACUGAUGCUGGAUCUUCUCUUCUGUGUUACCCUUCCGCAGCUCUACAAAAAUUAGUGCCAUCGAUGAAUCAGUCGGCAAUUGUCUCGACGAAUCAAGAAGAAGAAGUCACGACUAACGAUAGAAUAGAAAUUCUUAUGAGGCCUGUGAUGCUUUUUGUCCUCCAACAACAUAAUCUGCAACAUCUCCAACUUGCAAUGAAGCAAGCGUUGAGACGCGCUGCUUGUAGAGUUUAUGCGAUGCAAGCGUUAAACUGGUUGCUAAGAAGUGUGACGCAACCUAUUUGCCUUCACGAUUUGCUGUGGUGGUUCAUUGCAUCUCUAACACCUACUAUACCACCUGAUAUUCCAGACACAAAUGACGAAGACAAUAAAACUGAUAAAAAGGAUGAUCACGAGAUGAUUGGCGUGUGUGAACAUCCUCUAAGCGAUCUUGUCAUAGCAGGUGAAUCUGUUAAUCCAUUACCAACGGUUUUUCAUACUUUAUUGCAAACUAUAGCAGACUUGAUGCUUUUACCACCCCCUGGUUCUCCUUUGCAACAAGCUGCCAUUCGAUGUUGGGGCAUUAAAUUUACACCUGCGGAUCAUAUGUUCCUCCACAGAAGUCAUGUUUUCAGUAACAUCAGUAAAAUACUCUCAAGAUCGGAAGAGGAGGAGGAUAUUACAAUGAGCAUGCAUGAAAGUCAUCAAUCGAUUCAUUCCCAACAAGUUAACAGUUGCGUGGAAGUCUUGAAGGAUUUAACGUGCGGUGUUGAAAUUAAAGCAUCGAGUAGGCAAGCUAUGAUAGGCAGUUUGACUGAUAAUUCAACGGAAACUUUUUGGGAAUCCGGUGACGAGGAUCGAAAUAAAACAAAGACGAUAACUAUCAUUUGUGGCGCUCAUUCUCUUCCUCGAAUGGUGUACAUUCAUAUUGAUAACUGUCGUGAUCUAACGCACAAAGUAUCUAGUGUUACAUUUCAGUCGGGUAAUAAUGUGGAUGAAAUGAUCAAAUUGAGAACUGUAGAGGUUGAAAGCCGUUCCGCUGGAUGGAUUAACUGUCCAGUCACUGAUCCACGUCAUGUUAUUGUCGGUCUAAAAUUGAAAGGUCCGGAUAAUUCUUUGCGUGUACGACAGAUACGAAUUUUAGGUGAAAUUGAAGGAGAAUCUUUGAAAAUUGAGAAACAAUUGAAUGCCCAAACGAUUCAACAAAGAAAUUGUGAAACGGAAACAUUAAAAGUAUUUCGUUUAAUUACUUCUCAGGUAUUUGGCAAACUUAUACAAGGUGAGCAACAACAACAACAAAUGGACACUACGGAAGGAACUAACGAAGACUUGGAAGACAGUAAUGAUCUUCGCGAGCACAUGGUUGGAAUUUUAUUCAGUAGAAACAAUUUAACCCAUUUACAAAAACAAGUUUGUACACACAUUGUCCAAGCUAUUCAAAAAGAAACGAUUCGUCUGAGAGAGGAAUGGGAGGCACUAUUAUGUUCUCCGACUCCUGCUAAUAGCCUGUUAAGUGAUAAUAGCGAUUUGCCUAAAGCAGCGGAUGCAUAUUGCUUUGAAAUGUUAUCCAUGGUACUAGCCUUGAGUGGUAGUUCAGUAGGACAGUAUUAUCUAUCGCAUCAAUAUGGAUUGUUGAAAGAUUUGUUGAGUUUGUUACAUACUGGAUCGGCAAGAGUGCAACGUCAAGUGACAUCUUUGUUGAAGAGAAUUUUACCAGAAAUUAAACCAGAAGUAUUAGCUAAUGUUAUUAGUGUCAAACGAUUACCACCAACAGAUUUUAGUAUUAUAUCCGCAAAUAAUGGCCUUUCUCAUAAUACUGAAUUUGAUGAACAUUCCGCGGGAAUUCUUGACGUUUUCUUAAGUUGUAUUGCUAAGGCACUCACUGUUCAAGUUAAAGUAAAAGGAAAAGAAAACAAUGGGAAAGCCUUGCAAAGUGUAUCAUUAGCUACUAGUAUUCAUCCAAAAAGUCAAGUUGGAACAAGAUGGUGGUUGAGAGGAUGUAUGACUCGAAAAUUAGCUGAAGUGAUAAUACAACUUUUGAAAGAUAUGGCAUCGGGAAAAUUGUCAGAAGCAUGGGCAUCGGUGACUAAAGCAGCUAUUGCGGAAAAUAUCUUAAAUCUUACCAGAUUGGAUGAAAGAAGCCGUGAUCCAACUGAAUGUCUUAAAACUCCAACUUUAUGGCUUGCCCUUUCUUCCUUGUGCGUUUUAGAUUCUGAUCAUGUUGAGAGGUUGUCUUCGGGUCAAUGGAGCGGUACUGAAGGACAACCGCCACCUCCUAGACCAACGUGUAGUAAUCAUGACGAUGGCGAAACAACAGCAAUUAUUCAAUGUAAUGUUUGUGGAAAUUUAUGCUCAGAAUGCGAUAGAAUUUUGCAUUUACAUAGAAGAACACGUAUGCAUAUAAGACAAGUUUGCAAGGAGGAGGAGGAAGCGAUACGCGUAGAUCUUCAUGAAGGAUGUGGCCGAACAAAAUUGUUUUGGAUUUUGGCGCUUGCCGACAGUAGAACGUUAAAAGCUUUAGUGGAAUUUCGUGAUGGUUCGCCAAGAAAACCCGUUGGUGCUACAUCUGGAAUUUGCAGAUUUUGCGGUACUACUGGAAAUACAGGUUUGCUAGCUGUAGGAAAUAUCUGCGCAGAUCAGGAUUGUCAAGAGCAUAGUAAAAACGCGUGCAGCAAAGUACACGUAUGUGGACAUAUUUGUGGAGGAGUGCGAAACGAAAAGAAUUGUCUACCUUGUCUACAUAGAUGUUUACCAGGCAGUGAUUUGAAACAAGAUGCUGAUGAUAUGUGCAUGAUUUGCUUUACGGAAGCUCUAUCUGCUGCGCCUGCGAUUCAACUACAAUGUGGACACGUUUUCCACUUGCAUUGCUGUAGGCACGUUUUAAUGAAAAGAUGGGUGGGACCUAGAAUAACAUUUGGAUUUUCUCUUUGCCCAAUUUGUAAAGUUCCAAUGGAACAUCCUACUUUGACUGAUCUAUUGGCUAAUAUAAAGGAACUUUACGAAGAUGUCAGAAGAAAGGCCUUAAUGCGGUUGGAAUACGAAGGAUUGCACAAAGCGGAAUCAACAUUUGGACCGGGAGGAAGAUAUCAUGAAGAUCCUGCUGCGUACGCAAUGGAACGUUAUGCGUAUUAUGUUUGCUACAAAUGUCAGAAAGCCUAUUAUGGUGGUGAAGCACGAUGCGACGCACAAGUAGGUGGAGAAACGUUCGAUCCUACAGAAUUAGUUUGUGGAGGUUGUAGCGACGUGGCAAGGGCUCAAAUGUGUCCGAAGCAUGGAGCAGACUUCCUAGAGUAUAAGUGUCGUUAUUGUUGCUCGGUGGCAGUCUUCUUUUGCUUUGGAACUACACAUUUCUGUAACCCCUGCCACGACGACUUCCAACGAGUCACCACCAUUCCAAAGGGUGAAUUACCUUCGUGUCCUGCAGGACCUAAAGCAAAACAACUCGAAGGGGACGAAUGUCCUUUACACGUUAAACAUCCACCAACUGGCGAAGAAUUUGCGCUUGGUUGUGGUAUUUGCCGUAAUGCGCAUACUUUUUAAGAUUCUAAAACAACCUGAUUUGACUAUGGGACGAAACUCUUUCAUAAUUUAUACUUCAUAAUUUGGCACGAUAGAAGUUGCUCUUAAAACUAUUGAAUCUUACAAAUGCAGUAUAUAAACGAAUAUAGUUCGAUAUAAGUAUUCUCAUAAU